Messenger RNA from Cherax quadricarinatus, 2244 nucleotides. The record is from RefSeq and is a predicted model, not a curated record. Lineage: Eukaryota; Metazoa; Arthropoda; Malacostraca; Decapoda; Parastacidae.
AUGCCAGACUGGCUGCCGCCCUGGCCCACGCCUAUAUUUUUUACCUUUUCAGAUCGACGGUUUACUCCUUUUGAGGCAGCGUGUCACCCAUUUGUGGCCUGCUCCACUCCAUUUUUGUACCUCACGCCCUCCCCAGGUUACAUCAGAUAUCCAACUGUAUUGCUAGACAUGUCAACUUACCCAUACCUCCCUGGCCUCCCUGAUGAUGAUGAUGAAGAUUCUGCUUCUGCCCAUGGCAGAAAGAGAUUAGCAUUGUUUUCUCGGCAUAAGAGGUCUAAUCAAUCAAAUACAUCUGGGCAGUCUCAGAAACAAGGCCAGAAUGCUGGGCAGAAAGAUAAGGAGGGACAUGGUCAAGGGCCUAAUACUGGAUCUGGAGGUCAAAGUGGAAUUCAGGGUAAUGCUGGGCAAGGUGGGAAAACUGCUACACGUUCAGAUGUAAAAGAAACUCUCAAGUCAAUGGGGCUAAGGUGUGAAGAUUUCACAAUCAGUGUUUACUCUAGGGAACAAGCACAUGCCAUAUUGAGGCGACAGGGAGUAGAAGUAACACCAAAUAACCUGCCACCUAAAGAUAAAGCUACAGCGUUAUCUGGAAAAGGAGGGUAUAAAAAUGCUAAAUCAACUGAAGUUCCAAAAAUAAGUCAUAAUAUGAGAACAGUCAAUGCAACAAACAGCCGGAAUGCCAUUGCACACUAUGGCAGUGACGAUGAUGAUGACUGUGUCAUUUUAGAUCCACCUGAUAUGCCUAAAUGUCCACCAAAGCUUCCACAGCAAUUUCAGUUAAUGGGUACAACAGUCCAAGUGAAUCGUGGAGCUAAACGACCAAGUAGGCCUAUGGCAAAUCAACCUCAAGCCAAGAGACCAAAUGCCAGACCAGCAAUGUAUUAUCGUAAAGAUCACGAGCAAGAUUAUGGUGCAGAGGCAUCAGUUCAAGAUACAUUAAAAAGACUCAAGAACUACAAUAUAUCUAUUACAUGUAGACGGAAUGCAUCUGGUUUAAGACCGCAAGGUAGUAUGGUAGACAGUGAAUCUGAUAUGGAAAAUGAUAGCCACUUAGAAUCUGAUGAUGAUGGAGAAGAUAUGACUAAGUACCUUGAGUGUCAGAUAGGAGAAAUUGAGGAUAUGCAAGAAAUGCAAGAGGAGAUUUUUGAAGAGGAUCUAGAUAUUGACUGUGAUGAUAAAGAUGAUGCAGAUUAUAAUCCACGUGGUAAGAAGAGAAAGCAAAAGAAUAAAUCGCCUCGCAAAGGAAAGAAAACCAGUGAAUGUGGAUCAACUGGAGAUAGAGCUAACCGUGACUCAGGAGUAGAUGAAAUUCCAGAAAUAGUUCCAAGUGUAGAAAUGGCAGAGUUGAGUGAUCAGCAGGUUCAUCAUUCUGAAAAUGAAUAUGAUCGUGAUCCUCUUGCAGAUGAAAGUUUUGACAAUCAUAAAGACUUGCAAGACAUAAUGGAAAAUGCUGCCCAGUUAGAAGAUGAUCAAAAUCAUGACAAUAGUGAAGAAAAUUACAAUGAAGAGAAAGCAAAUGAGGACAAUCCAGAUGGGGAAGAAGAAACAGAACAACCAGAAGAACAGGAAGAACCAGAAGAGCAAGAAGAGCAAGAACCAGAAGAGCAAGAACAAGAACCAGAAGAAAAUGGUGAAUAUAGAACUGGAGAGGAAAGCAAGGAAGAAACUGAAAAUAUUUUAGGAGAAUUUGUGGAAACUGAGGAAGCUGGAUCUCCUGCACCAAAGGAAAGCAAUACACAUGAUGAUGAAGAAGAAAUAGAUGAAGAGCUAGAAAAAGAGCUUCUUGGUGGAGAUAUAGGAGAUGGAGAAGAAGGUGAAAUGGAAGACUUGUAAACAUGAAUUUGGGGAUAGAAAUACUGUUAGAAGAUUUGGUCACUUCAUGUGUAAGUUUGCUUUAAUUUGCAUUAUCAAAUGAACUUAUUUUUUUAUUGUGAUAUUUUAAUUGAAGAUGUUAGUUACAUUGCCAUAAGCAACUGAGCAGGCUGGGUCUCAUUAAAAAAUGUUCACGUGAAAACUCAAACCUAAUUUGAAAGUGACUGAUAUAAGAGGGUCAUAAUUAGAUAUUAAGUAUGUAUAAAGUGUUAGCCUCAUGUGACAUCAGGUUAAAAUUUAGAACAUUUGUCAUGUUAAAUAGUUAAUAGUGGAUAUUCUUUUACACCAGAGUUAUUUAAACCAGCCUCUUGCCAACUUCCUGUACAUGUAUUUGAUGGAGAUAAUUUGAAUAUUGGAAAAAAAAUAUUGUUU